Messenger RNA from Stegastes partitus (bicolor damselfish), 2590 nucleotides. It is a transcript of the gene nop2, whose product is annotated as NOP2 nucleolar protein homolog (yeast). The record is from RefSeq and is a predicted model, not a curated record. NCBI's taxonomy places the organism in Eukaryota, Metazoa, Chordata, Actinopteri, Pomacentridae. Gene Ontology annotation, biological process: maturation of LSU-rRNA; rRNA base methylation. Gene Ontology annotation, cellular component: nucleolus. The coding region runs from base 123 to 2396 and encodes 757 amino acids. The transcript is spliced from 16 exons. Gene Ontology annotation, molecular function: rRNA (cytosine-C5-)-methyltransferase activity; RNA binding.
CUACAACGUGUUGAGCUUCAUUCACGUGUGGUCGUUUUCAUCCUGCAGUUUGCCGUCAGAACCUGGAUCUGAGUUAUCGCCUUUGAGCACAUCGUCUGUUCUUCAGGCUAUAGUUCGGAGCUAUGGGUCGGAAGUUGGAUCCCACCAACAAGGUGAAGAGAGGUCCGGGGAAGAAGGCCAGGAAGCAGCAGGGAGCAGAAACUGAGCUGGCAAAGUUUCUCACUGAUGAAGAAACUGGACCAAAGCGUUUGUCCAGUCGAGGCAGGAAAAGAGCUGCAAAAAGAGUCCAGAAGAAGUCUGCAGCCGUUACAGAGGAAAAGCCCAAAAAAGGAUUCACUGAUGAAAACAGUAAAUGGCUGAAACCGGCGAAGAGAAAACGCAAAAUCGACGAACCUGAAGACGCGGACGACAGCGAUGAGCACUGGGAGGAGGAAGAUGAUGAUGAAGAGGAGGAAGAGGAGCUGCUGCAGAAGAAGAAAGACCAGGGAAAGAAGGCUGGGAAAGUAGGAGUGAAGAAGGUGGAGGAGGAGGAGGAGGAGGAGGAGGAGGAUGACGAUGAUGAGGAGGAGGAGGAGGAGGAAGAGGAGGAGGAGAGCGAUGACGAUGAUGAAGAAAUGGUUGAUGACUACGGUACGCUGGAUGACGGAGACGAAGCAGCAGCAGAAGAAGAAGGAGACAGUGAUGGAGAGGAUCUUCUUCCCAUCGAACGUGCCGCCAAGAAAGAUAAGAAGCUGAAAGAGGCCCUGGAUCUAGAGAGCGAUGACGACGAAGAGGAUGAUGACGACGACGACGAUGAUGAUGAUGAUGAACAGAAAUCAGAUGCUGACGAGGACGACACGAUACAAACCAACACAGAUGAAGGAGAUAAAUUCAGGCUACCGGGAGCAGAGGAGAGCGAGAAGGAGGGUGUCAUGCCUCUGGACCUAAAGACGAUCCACCAGAGGAUCAAAGACAACAUCGACGUUCUGUGUAACUUCUCCACCAAGAGAGAACCGGGCAAGGACAGGAGCGAAUACCUCAGCCUGCUGAAGAAAGACCUGUGCACCUACUACAGCUACAACAGCUUCCUGAUGGAGAAGUUCAUGGACCUGUUUCCUCUGUCAGAGCUGGUUGAUUUCCUUGAAGCCAAUGAAAUCCACCGACCUGUCACGAUCAGGACCAACACGCUGAAGACGAGGAGGCGGGACCUGGCUCAGGCUUUGAUCAACAGAGGAGUGAACCUGGAUCCGCUGGGAAAGUGGUCCAAAGUGGGUUUGGUGAUCUACGACUCCUCGGUGCCCGUCGGUGCGACUCCGGAGUACCUGGCCGGUCAGUACAUGCUGCAGGGAGCCUCCAGCUUCCUGCCCGUCAUGGCUCUGUCUCCUCAGGAGGGCGAGCUGGUGCUGGACAUGAGCUCGGCGCCGGGAGGGAAAACCACCUACAUCGCUCAGCUGAUGAGGAACACCGGUGUGAUCGUGGCGAACGACGCCAACGCCGACAGACUGAAGAGCGUCGUCGGAAACAUCCACCGUCUGGGCGUCACCAACACCGUGGUCAGCAACUACGACGGCCGGCAGUUCCCGAAGGUGAUGGGAGGCUUCGACCGAGUCCUGCUGGACGCUCCGUGUUCCGGCACCGGAGUCAUCGCCAAAGAUCCGGCCGUGAAGACCAGCAAGGACGAAGCAGACAUCAGACGCUCGGCUCACCUGCAGAAAGAGUUGAUCCUGGCGGCCAUCGACUCCGUGAACGCCGAGUCGUCGUCGGGAGGAUACCUGGUCUACUGCACGUGCUCCAUAACGGUGGAGGAGAACGAGUGCGUGGUCGACUACGCUCUGAAGAAGCGGAACAUCAAGCUGGUUCCCACCGGGCUGGACUUUGGCACAGAAGGCUUCACCAGGUUCAGAGAACGUAAAUUCCAUCCUUCUCUGAAACUCUCGCGGCGGUUUUACCCUCAUUCCCACAACAUGGACGGGUUCUUCGUGGCCAAACUGAAGAAGUUCUCCAACGUGAUCCCAACUGCAACAGCAGGAAAAGAAGACGACGGCGCCGAAGCUCCGGAGGCCACGGCAGCUACGAAUCCUCCCGAGGAGAAGCCGACUCAAAGCGACAAACCCAAGAAGACUUUGGUCAAAGAGGCAGGAAGCUCGCAGCAAAAAACCAACGGGACAGCAAAGGUCAAGUCAAAAGGCAAAAAGGACUCAACGGCCGGACCAAAGAAGGCGAAGCUCGCCAAGCUGGACGGAGAGACGGCGAAGAAAACCGAGAAACCUGCAGGGACGAAGGCGGUUAAUGAAACUAAAGCUACGAGAACCGACAAAAAGGCCAGAAAGAAUAAAACAGCCAUGAAGGCGAAGAACAGGAUGGGAAAGAACAAGUUCAAGAAGCUGAAGCACAUGUUGCAGAAACACGACGGGUAGUGACGGCGACGUGGUCAGGUGUAAUAGAUUACAUUAGAGCCUUAGUUACAGAUACAUGUGAUGAGCUUGUUUUUUUUUUUUUAUUUGUGUUUCAAAUUAUUCAUUGUGUCCGUCUGUUUGUUAAUUUCAGUUUGGGCCGAUUUCCAUAAAUCUGUAAGAUACAAUAAAUCUUUUAAGAGAUUUUUCAUCAAUGA